Molecule: messenger RNA, 2257 nt
Organism: Salarias fasciatus (jewelled blenny)
Lineage: Eukaryota; Metazoa; Chordata; Actinopteri; Blenniiformes; Blenniidae
Product: ras-related protein Rab-8A
Exons: 8
Coding region: 69-689 (206 amino acids)
Molecular function (GO): GTP binding; GTPase activity
Source: RefSeq, a predicted model, not a curated record
UUCACGAGCAGUGACGUCUCUGUCUUCACACCGGGCGGGAUAUCCGCAGUAGUAGGCAAGCUAAUAACAUGGCGAAGACUUACGACUACUUGUUUAAACUACUUUUAAUCGGCGACUCGGGCGUCGGGAAGACCUGCGUGCUGUUCAGAUUCUCAGAGGAUGCCUUCAACUCGACCUUUAUCUCUACGAUAGGUAUUGACUUCAAAAUCAGGACAAUAGAAUUAGAUGGAAAGAAGAUCAAGCUACAGAUAUGGGACACAGCAGGACAAGAGAGGUUCAGGACAAUCACAACAGCCUACUACAGAGGAGCCAUGGGCAUCAUGCUAGUUUACGACAUUACCAACGAGAAGUCCUUUGACAAUAUCAAGAACUGGAUACGGAAUAUAGAAGAGCAUGCCUCAGCAGAUGUGGAGAGGAUGGUCCUCGGCAACAAAUGUGAUGUCAAUGACAAACGACAGGUGUCUAAAGACAGAGGAGAAAAGUUGGCCUUGGAGUACGGCAUCAAAUUCAUGGAGACCAGUGCAAAGGCAAACAUCAAUGUGGAGAACGCCUUCUUGACCCUCGCAAGAGACAUAAAAACAAAGAUGGACAAGAAGCUGGAGGGUAACAACCCGCAAGGCAGCAAUCAAGGAGUGAAGAUUACAGAACAACCCAAAAAGAGCAGUUUCUUCCGCUGUGUGCUUCUGUGAGCGGAUGGGAGAUUUGGUAUCCACCAUUGCCUUAACUGUGUCCCCCACUGGGCAGAACUGGACCGAGUAACUCUGAUCUGUUUUAUCCCUCUUCAUUUGUCUUCCACCCACCUUUAGUCCUUCUUGUGGUUUUGGCCUGUUAAUCUAAAAAGAACAAGGUUUAUCAUUCUUCACUAGAUGCCUGUGGAUCUCUCUUCUGUGGCCUUUGUUAUGUACUGAAUCUGACGUAGAUUGACUUCAAUUUCCAACUAAUCCUUGAUUUUCAAUGGCUUCAUCCUUGUGAGGCAUCAAAAUCCCCACCCUGACCCCCACCCUCCCACUCUCACCCACUCACUCUUUUGACAUUUGCCUUCAGAUUAUUACCUUAUCAAUUACAUUGUUAGGGUCACAUGCUGAAGUCUUAUUUAUUGCAUUUUUACAAGCAAAAGUAACCCAAGUCAUGCUUCCUGAAUAAGAAUAAUUUCAUUGUUACUGUCAAAUGAUUUCUGCAAAAUCAUGAGAUUACAAUCUCUCUCUUUUUUUUUUUUGUUAUAAUACCACGUUUAUACUGACAUAAUGUAAAUGCAGCAUGUAAAUAGAUGUCACUGAUUUUGUUUUACCAUAUGAAGUAAUGCCAGCCCGCUUUAUUCAUCACAUCAGCAGUGAGUUUACUCAUCCUCCUUUUCUUCUCGUCUUCUCUUGAUUUCUUCUACUGAACUAUUCCAGUCUUAUUGUGAACUCUUAAUGUGCAAUGUAUGCAGAGCCCCAAUCGAUCUAAUGCAAGUAUUCACGUGGUUGCAGUAAGACUGCGUUCAUGUCAAAUCCUGCUUCUUCGAAAAGCACACAAUUCACUUUUGUUGUUUGCAUUCCAUGUGAUUUUAACUAUUCUAAUCGGCAGUGGUUUUUUUUGAGUAUUUAUGCAGCUCUACAGGUAAACUAGCAAUAUAUAAACCAACCACCUGGAGGCAACUCAGUUACACAGGCAUGGCACAGAAGGAAUCGCAACAAUGUUAAAAUCCUUGUUUUUUUUGCAUUUUUCCACUUGUCUGUUCCAAUGGGGGAACAUGCACACAACUGUUUUCGGGGCCUUGGAUAGGGGCUGUGCUGUAGCAGUAUUUAUGGAGUGAAACAAACAUAGCACCAAAAUGACAAAGUGCCCUUUUUUUUCUUAUUCCUUAUGCACUUUUUUUUCAAGCUUUUAUUCUUUCUGUUAAAACAAAGACGUUGUAAUGUUUCUUGACAUUGUUUGUUGCGAGUCUUGAAAAACAAUAUUCAUGCACAAGAUUUUUGUCACAUAUCUUCUCUGGGCUUCCUAGAAACAUCCAAGCACUGAAACCUGUUUUUAGUUAGCACAUCAAAGGUUUGGAGAAAAUUUUGUGCUGCAGGGAUUUAUUUUCCAUGAUAUCUUUGUCACAACAUUCCCACUGAAGGAUUGAAAUUAUGUGUAUUGUGUUUAUACAUUUGCUUCUUCAUUGAUGCUUUUGGGAACCUCAGCACCCUUUAAUUUUGCCUCUCUAAAGAUAUUAAGUGUUGAUUUGUUGCAGUGUCACAGUCGUCUGAACUAUGCAUUUUUAGAACAUUUAAAAAAA